Molecule: messenger RNA, 930 nt
Organism: Plasmodium coatneyi
Lineage: Eukaryota; Apicomplexa; Aconoidasida; Haemosporida; Plasmodiidae
Product: KIR-like protein
Exons: 3
Coding region: 1-930 (309 amino acids)
Source: RefSeq, a predicted model, not a curated record
AUGGGAAACGAAGGGCAGCACCACCAGCAACCCGGAUGUAUUUUUCAUUUACCUUCCGAAAAAAUAUAUGUAGAAUUGAAAACAGCAAAUAGUUCCUGUGGGGAAACGUCUUCCAAGACAACAGUAAAGAAAGAAUUCCCGCGAGGAUUAGAUGGGUUUCAGUUAACUCAAGAUAGUACGGAUCAAAUUGUGGGAGCCUCGUGUUACAUUCAUAAAGUGAAAAAAAUCACUUCAUCUGAUGAGAAGUACUGCUACGCGUUGUACUACUUGGUGGGAAGUAUAUUCCCCACGGAACCGCAAUUUUCUGAGCAUUUUGCACAAUUUAUGCAAGGCAUGUAUGAAAAAUUUGGUAGCCUUAAAAUUGGACACAUAUGCACAGAUGUGUAUCCUGGCAUCAGCGAAAACAUUUUCAAGAACAUGAAAUCAGUAUUUGACUACACUCAGGACCACUCCACUAUAAAAAAAUAUGUACGAGGUUUCUCGUCUCCAGGGUUGCCAUGUGCUGAAAAAUAUGCUAAUUACUUGGAUGAAGUCCUUUCAGCCUAUGAUUAUAUGUAUUUGAAAUGUAGAAGUGGAAAUGCAGAAAAUAGUAAAAGCUGGUGUCAAGAAUUCAAUAAAAUAGUUGCUACACGCAGUCAUGAUGAACUAUUACAAUUAAAGUGUUUAUUAAAACAUACAGAUGAAUGUCCCACUUUACCUGGAAUUAUGAACAACAUUUCUUAUGGAAUGUUAACCACCGCAUCAUUAUUAAUCACCUUCUUCUUCUACAAGUAUAUACUACUGCAACAUCACCAUCUACCAACGGAAGAAGAACAAAUAAUAGAAAAGGACAUCAACGAAGACAACAACAACAACAAAGACAAAGAAGGACGAAUAUUAGUUAUCAAAACAUGUAACAUCUUGAUGCUAAAAUGGAAUGUAGAACACUGA